Molecule: messenger RNA, 1290 nt
Organism: Cyphellophora europaea CBS 101466
Lineage: Eukaryota; Fungi; Ascomycota; Eurotiomycetes; Chaetothyriales; Cyphellophoraceae
Exons: 1
Coding region: 1-1290 (429 amino acids)
Cellular component (GO): protein kinase CK2 complex; cytoplasm
Molecular function (GO): protein kinase regulator activity
Source: RefSeq, a predicted model, not a curated record
AUGUCCCAAUCCUCAUCGCAAUCCCCCGACAGUUGGAUUGCCCAGUUCUGCAGCCUGGUGGGCCAUGAAUACUUCGCAGAAGUGAGCGAAGAUUUUAUCGAAGAUGACUUCAACCUCACGGGCCUGCAGUCGCAGGUGCCCAUGUACAAGGAGGCUUUGGAGAUGAUACUGGAUGUCGAGCCUUCAGAAGCAGGCUCUUCAGCCAUGUCCGGCGAGGGCUUGGAGGAGGAAGAAGAGGAAGAGGAGGAGGAAGAUGAUGGGUUGCUCGGUGAAGAACUCGACGAACCCGUCAACCAGAAUGGUGGGAGGCGCCAAUCAGCGGGCGCUUCGGCGUCCUCUCGCCGCCACGGCAGGACCUCCUCUGAUACAUCGGUGAUUGAGUCCUCGGCUGAGCUACUGUAUGGCCUAAUACACGCCCGUUACAUCACCUCAAGGCCUGGCAUACAACAAAUGAUGGAGAAGUAUGACCUUUCGCAUUUUGGAUACUGCCCGCGAGUCUAUUGCGGCGGAGCUCGCGUUCUGCCCGUUGGCUUGACUGACACGCCGGGCCAGCAAACGGUGAAACUAUUCUGUCCCAGCUGUCUGGAUGUGUACACUCCGCCCAACUCGCGGUUUCAAGCUGUUGACGGCGCCUUUUUUGGCACCACCUUCGGCUGCUUAUUCUUCAUGACCUUCCCAGAUCUCGAUAUCUCUCCUCCUAAACGAAAACAGCUGAAGGAAGGCAGCCAGAUCGAAGACGUGGAGAAUGUGCUUGGUCACGAACAAGGCCCUGGUAUGACAGCGAGCAGAUCUAGCAGUCUGACCCUCCCCAACCCACCAGCCAUACCCGGAGCUACGGCGCCACCUAAGGACGAUAAAACCACAGCCGCAGCCGCUGCUCAACUUGCUGCACUUCCACACCAACCCGCCGCCAUCAACGGUGUAGCGACGCCGAAUCUUGCACCGGGCUUGGGAAAGGGCAGGAUAUAUGAAGCUCGGAUCUACGGCUUCAGGGUUUCAGAAAGAGCCAAGAGUGGACCUCGAAUGAAAUGGCUACGGAGCAAGCCGGCUGAUAUCAACGAGCUGGAUGAAGCAAGAAUCUACCAUGAAAGGUUUGGUGGUGAUGUUGAUGGAGAUCUUGACAUGAAUGAAGACAACACGCCAUCCAACCAAGCAACUGGAAAAGAUGACGACGGCGAUGCGAUCAUGGCAAGUCAGAACCAGACGGCACCUGCAAAGAGCGCAAAGCGAAAGUCGGGAUCCCAGGGGCAACGAACAAAAGGAGCUGAAGCUGCAAUCGGACCGGGUUAG